Messenger RNA from Mytilinidion resinicola, 1183 nucleotides. RefSeq lists its product as uncharacterized. Bases 1 to 777 code for a protein of 258 amino acids. Lineage: Eukaryota; Fungi; Ascomycota; Dothideomycetes; Mytilinidiales; Mytilinidiaceae. The record is from RefSeq and is a predicted model, not a curated record. The transcript is spliced from 3 exons.
AUGACGGCAGGAAGGCAACGAGUUUCCGGGCUGGAAAUCGGCGAAGCCGCGUGGACGCAGACCCUCGUCCUCAUGCAGACCCUUGCCCGCAUCGUCUGGACGCCAUGCUUCCAUCUUUACGGGGCAAUCCAGAGACAAAUAUUUGGUUUUGAAAACUCUCAAAAACCCAAGACGUCCUGCAGUUCUGCACCAACUUCUUCCACCGUCACGAAGCUGGAAUCUAAUAACGCUGCCACUGCUCCAGAGAGACUUCCCCCAAACAUCGGAAUGGAGGACGACAACCCGUCCGAUACAGAGUCAUCCCCUGAAACGAAAAUCCAAUCUGCUAAAAAUAUCCGUUGGGAGACACAGGCCAAAGUCACGCUUGAUAACAAAGUGCUUUACGUCCUAACAGCGCGCAUUGCGGCCCUGCCAUGUCUUGUCAAUCACCUUCUCAACACUUCUUUCUGGAAGAGGAGCGAAUACCACUGCUUGGAUCCUAAAUAUGCAAAGGUUUUCCAAUAUCUUACCGGCGAAGGACUCAAUCCCCAGGAUGAGCUGAAGGGCGUCAUAUUUCUUUACACCUUCGGAAGAAAGAUGAAAUGGGUUAAAAUCAGCGAAGAUACUUGCACUUGGAUACUUGAACAUUGGCCGGGAGAUGUUGAUAAAUCCGUUUUUGGCAGCGCCCUCAUCCAAGCGAGAGAAACGAAUGACCGAAACAUGUACUGUUUCUUCAAGGCAAAGCUCGGCUUUCCGUUCGAUAUUCUUCCUCAGGCUGAACAGCCCUACGGAAACUAAGUUUGAGAUAUGAUGGCUCCAUAUGGAACCUUCAUAGCUAGUUAGACGUAAUAUCCGAACUUGUUACAAUCGUCGCAAACAACCGCAUUCUAAUACGACCUUUCCUUUUUUCGAACGUGCAAAUAUUAAUAAGCUUUUCAUAUUCAAGGUCUCUUUUUCAAGUGGGUAGUCCGAAGCUUAUUCGGAACGGACCGAAGUCAUGAUUGAUCGAUAAUGCUCAAAGUGGUGGAGGAAGCCGGAGCAGAAGGCAAGCGGGUUCUUGGACGCCAUCCAGGCAUCACACUAGGGUCAUGUUGGCUCCUAAAACAUGAGACGCCAUAAUGCUUCCCGAAUGCGUUUGAAAGGGUGGUAUUCGCAGAAUGGCUCCUGAGGCGGCACAGAAGUCUCUAUUCCCCAGUGUAGUUCG